This is a messenger RNA of Morone saxatilis (striped sea-bass), 5752 nucleotides long. RefSeq names its product iporin. The transcript has 9 exons. Gene Ontology annotation, cellular component: cytoplasmic vesicle. Lineage: Eukaryota; Metazoa; Chordata; Actinopteri; Moronidae. The coding region runs from base 49 to 3876 and encodes 1275 amino acids. The record is from RefSeq and is a predicted model, not a curated record.
UUUUAGGAACAUGGAGACAGUUUCCAUGGACCAGCCUCCUCCAGCAGUAUGAUUGGAACAUCCAGUCUCUCAGGGGACACCCUGAUAGCGUGCCACUUCCCUGUGGUGCAGCUUCCCACUUGGCAACUUCCUGUCCAGGCCCUGUGCAGCUCGGCCAAGAGGCCUGGCCGGCUGUGCUCAGUGGGUCUGACCCGAGCUGUGUCCCUACCAGAACAAGACUCGCUGAACCGAGAGCAUGCCUUCGCCGGUGGCCGUAGACCUUUUUCCAGCAGCUACAGUAGUCUCAAUGAGGACCGGGCGGAGGAGGAGGGGGGCAGUGACAGCAGCGGGAGGUACGACUCCAACUCGUCCCCGGAGGAGACGAGUUCCCAUCUGAAGAAGGAAAGCUCUGGAGCCAGAGGCAGCCUGCGGUUGCACAACUCAUUCCUUCCCAACAUAGAGCUGGAUGAGGAUGAGGAAGAUGAAGAUAGUGAUGGAGGUAAUCUACACAGAUAUCAUGAGGACUCAUCUUUUGUGUUGCAUGGAAAUUCCAACUGGCCUCUAAGUAAUGGUGCCAGAAAUUGUGUGUCCCACGGGAAGGUGGACAGUGAAUGGAGCGACGAAGGGACCAUGUUGGGCACUGAGAGCGACCGAGAGCGGCUCUCUAACCAGCCCAACCAGCUGGACUCACUGCACACUGAAUGCCAGUGCUUUCAUGUGAGCAGAUCUGGCAUCACAGCGUAUGGAGAGCAGGACUCAGACAGACUGAAGGAUAACGUGUCCUGCUGCAUCCACCAACAACACAAUUGUUUUCCAGAGCUGUUCUCCAACGGUCACGCAGAGUGUGUCAGCGACUCUUCCUGUAACAGUUCCGAUGGCGUCUUGGUUAACUUCUGCACUAUCUAUAACAAGAGCAACAACCCUGCCACGCCUCAUGACCUCAGCAGUCCUGCAGUUGAUCCCUGUCAGGUAUCUGAGGGAUCUGUGUUCCUCAACCUCCAACCUGUUCCCAAGACUCCAGCUGAGGGCCUCCAACACCAUGACGUGACAGUUUACUCUCCCUCCAAAGAGGAGGUUGACAUGACGCCCUCCGCUUCCUGCUGGUCUCCUCAGGGCCUCGACUCUAACUGCAACCUUUACUCCCUGGAGCCGCUACCCCCAGGUCUCUCCUCGCUGGAGGUAUCAGACCUGACUGCCUGUCUCCAAAGCCAGGCCUCAUUGGCCAUGGGGACCAACCAGAAGUACUACAAGCUGGUGACUUGUGACCUCUCCUCCCAGUCGCCCAGCCCAGCCUGGUCCAGCCACACCAACUGCCCCGAGGGUCAGUGCAGAAGUAGCCCCUUUCCGCCAGCUGAGCACCUCUUUGUUGAUCAUAAGAAAGAAGAACAACACAUCGAAGUCAAAAAGGAGAAAGAGGAUCAACAAAAGGAAAAGAGCUUCUCCUCUGCACAGUGCAGCACCGCGCUUGACUGCUAUGGGUUUCAGACCUAUGAUUACCAAGUUGCCACCACCUCCACUGAGAAAGCCCUCUGCAGGAAGAAACAUACAGACAGCAUCCAAAACUUCUCCCACACACCCUGUUCGCUGUGCCCCAGUCAGUGUAGCCCACAUAGCAGUAAAUGCCAAGACACAAGCGCUGCAUCCACACAACCAUCUGUGGCUCUGGACCAGGAGCACUGUGAUGCUGCUGAGAAGGGAGCAUGUGCAUUGGAAAAUGCAGUGGUGCGCUACAGUAAGGCCCAGAGACCAACCUCGCUGCCCAUCCAGCCCUUUGUCCUGGUCCCCGCAGACAAACCCCAGACCCAGCACUUGGGCUGUCUUCUUGAGCAGUACAUGAAUCAGAAGAGCAGCAAGUCUGGUAGCUCCCAAACAGGCUUCAAGUUCAAGGGCAAAAGGAGUCAAUGCUUCUCUAAUCUUCAGCUAUCGCCAAUGGGCAGCCACUACCCCGUCUUCCUGGAGGCUCCUUCGAGCUCUGAUACUUGCUCCACUUGCACGCCGAGCCCAGAGUGCUUCAGCCGCAGGCACACAUGGAGCCAGUCCAGCAGAAGCCAAGGACGCCCGAGUCCGUGUAUAUCGAAAAGCAGCCUGGAUCCAACUUACAUCAACCCAAAGCCCACACUGGUUCAGGUGCAAGAUAAAACAAGCCCAUACUCGUGCAAAACUAACACUUUUUUAAAUCUGACCCCAGCCCCAAAUCAGUCCAGCCUUGUUAAAAUACACACCUACCAGGAUCUUAUUAACCUCACCCCUGAGCAGAGCCAUGCCAACACUGAGCCCAAAAGUCCUAAUCAAUCCCAGGGCCACACCUCCUACCAUUCCAUAUUCUCCCAUACACCACCCACUUUGCCCCUAACCACUGACAGCCAUCACCCAAACCUGCAGGUGUCCCUGUCUCCUCCCACAAGCUUACAACCAGAAAAGAGGUUCCCUCAGCACCGGGCCGCACCUGCAGCUGACUCUGGCAUUUUUCACGGUAGUUUCACAGCUGCCUUUUCCACAGUAGCUCCUCUCUCCUCUUUGAGUUCCUGGCUAUCUUUGGCUGCUUCUGGGCUGCACCCACAGCAUAUCCAGGACUCUGCUGGGCUCAGUGGGAAGCAGAGCCAGAGUCAACACAGUGAAUCUCUGAUCCUGAGUGACAGGCCGCCCACAGAGUUCUGCCUCUCACCCGAUACAUCUUAUGAGUCCAUGUCUAUCAGCCAUCUUCAGAGGAGAGGUUUGCUGAGGUCUGUGAGCAGGGCGGUGGAUUUGAUCAUGGCUCAUUUUGGCAGCAGCAGAGACCCCGAAGAAAAGAUGCGUUUGGGUAACAGCUCUCGCAGCCCCACAAUCGCCGGUCUGGUCCUGGAACAUUUGUGUCCAACGAUUCAGAAUAUUUUAGAGGACGGUCUUAGGGACCACAAACUGGAUCUCAUCAUCGGGCAGCGUCGCAACCACUCCUGGAGCGUGGUGGAAGUCUCUACUAGGAUCGGUCCAUCCACCAAGGUCCUUCACAGCCUGGUCUCCAAAAUCAAACUAUGUCCCCAGCUCACCAGCCACUGCAUGAGACUGAGAGCCUUCAUCAUGGGCCUGCUUAACUUGAGAGCUUUGGAAUUCUGGCUCAGUCACCUUCAGAGUCAAAAAGAUGUGGUGACGACAUACUACCAUUCUUGGGGGUUCCUGUCCAUGUCACUGAGUCAGUGUCAGCCCUUGUUUCAGGAGCUGCUACUUCUGCUGCAGCCGCUUUCUGUGCUGCCCUUUGACCUCAAUUUGCUCCUGGAGCCCCGACUGUUACGUAACAGACAGCUGUGUUCAGAGGAGGAGGGUGUUUCUCCGCCUCCACCUUGCUCAGCCCUCCUUGUGACCAGCUGGCCGUUACUGCAAGCUGACAAAAAGGUAGACAGCAGCCGCAGCGGUCAGCAAACUAAGGUUUCACACGAGACACAUCUGCAGCACCAAGAGUGUCUCAGUUCUCAGAAUUUCAUCAAGCAGGAUUGCAGCGGGAUGCAGAACAGCAGGAGUCCAUUGUUAGCUCCUAUUCCAGAGUGGUGGCCAAAAGAGUCUGACCUUAUGGGUGGUGUGGUUGAAGGGGAGGACUGUAGCCAGAAUAAUGCAGAUACUUGGUCUCAAAUAAGUAUGGACAGCAGGCAAGAAGAGAGGAGGGGACAGAAAGACAAUGAGACCCCAAAUGCAUCAACUUGUGUCCAGGCUGAGAGUCCUCAGGGUUGGCUUCGCUGGGCCAAACUGUUUGGAGGAGCUGCUACUACCACCAGGACAGAGACCGUUUCUCAGAGUCACACUGGAGCACAAACCAGAAGGCGACCAUCACAGUGGCUGCAUUUGGACAGAUCACAGCUGGGACUAUUGGCUCAAUCCAUCAGGUCAAUGAAGCUAGGAGGAGCUCAGACUGACAAGGACUUCUGAAAACUAAGUGGAGGCUAUUUACUGUAAUGACAAAAGACUCUUAACUGCAUGAUCAUACAAACACAGUGCCCGAUCACACUGCUAAACUGAUCAGAAAGCACAUGAAACACAGGAGUAACAGCUUUGGCGAUGGUCCGCAUUCAUCAAGUUUUGCGUUGCACCAGCUAUUCGUGAAUGCAUUAUUAAGUUUGUGUGUCCUUUGAGUUUCCAAAGAAAUCCGGUUGGACCACAAUAACUUAAUUGUUUUUUAUUAAUAAUUUAUUAUAAUGUGUCAGAAAACAUCUGUAGCCCUGUCCAAUCUAAAGCAAACAACUUUGUCAACAGGAAGUCACUGUAGCAUCACUAGCUGUAGCAUAACUGCCAGAAUGAACAAUUUUAGGAUCCAAUCUAAGUUUAAUUAAUAAUCUUUUGUACAUGAUGGGUAUAACUGUGUGCACACAUGGAGAAAUGUGUUUAGAGUUAGUAGUAUUUACAUAGUUUAGAAUGAGUGGGAAAUAUCCGAUUAUGCUAAUCUAACAGAGGCUAGUUAGCUAGACUUUUAGUUUGACGUUAGCAUAACUUUUUGAGGUAACUUAAAAUCUUACCAGGUUAAGUUAUUAUUAGAAAGCAUUUUGAUUAACUGUUGACCAUAUUUAAUAUUAUCUCCUAAACAGGUCAGAUAUUAGCAGGCUAACAUUAGUUUUGUCAGUGGGUUGUGUUAGCUAAUGCUACAGUUACACCUUAAAGUUGGGUGUAAAUAUGUGAAGUAAGACCUAGUGUGUGGUGCAACCUGUUUUAAUGUAGCGAUGCACUCCACUUAGUAAACACUCGCCUGCAUUAUAACUGGGUUUAGCUUAAACAGCUGGUGCAACUGGCUCCUGGCGUAACAGCUCCCAAUCUCAAAAUGUCCCUUAGUUGUAGUUUUAUCAGUCUAACUUUUGUAAUUUGUGCUCAUCUUAGUUGUGUGAUGAAGCCUCAUGAAUGCAGUCAGAAGAUCAUUUCCAUAGUAGAUCCUGAGCUCUUUUCCAGGAAAUAGCUUGAUGAAUGAGGGCCAGUUCCCCAUUUGCAAUUGUUCUCUGGAAUAAUUGUAAAUCGGUGCCUGUGUUACCUGUUCCUCUCCUUUGUAUUGUAUCCUGUUGGCGAAUAUCAAUCACAAAAUGUGAAUAUUGACCUGCUGUAGACUGUUGGAUAUUCUUGUGGUGCAAUAUAUACAUUUCUCAUAAGUCACUAACAUUGUCUCCAUAGCUGUACCUUUCAUCUAUAGGUGGGAAAAAAAGUAAGCAGUACACUUUUAUUAGUGCCAAAUGUGUGACACACCAGCCCUGUGGAUUGGUCAGUGUUUGCUUUCUUGAGCAAAUUCCUAGCAUGGAUUAACUGUAGGUGCAUGAGUUAAUACAAACAUACAGUACAGUGCUUCAGUACGAGAUCUCUUAAUUUCCCCUUAAUGUUUUUAUAGCUGUAGAGUUUUGGACAUUUUCAGGUACUGAAAUUUAAAGUGUGUGGUUGGUAUUUAGUAUGUCUUCCAGUGAGGUUUGUUCAGUUGCACAAAUAUAAGCCAUCUUGUGGCUGUUUCAGGUAUUUCAAUGUGUGUCAGGUAUAUUUUGAUAGACUGGUGGUUGGAGGAACGGAGAGAAAACGUGUUCUCUGCAUUUGUUAAAUAGAUCAUUUUUAAUGUACCGCAAUAAUGUGACGUCUGUGAAGUUAUUCCACCCAGCAUCAUUUUCUCAACCUCUGAAUGCUUCCUCUAAAGCCCAGUGACAAUCAAAGUCUGUCAAUAAAGACUUAACAUAUUUGUUUUGUCUUCUUCUCCUUGUAAGCUGUGAAAAGUACAAAUGCUUAUUCGUGUGCCAGAUAUUAUUUCCAAUUCAGCACAAACUGAUAAAUAAGUUCUUACACC